Molecule: messenger RNA, 561 nt
Organism: Cladocopium goreaui
Lineage: Eukaryota; Dinophyceae; Suessiales; Symbiodiniaceae
Source: the annotation of a GenBank genome assembly
AUGUGGCCCACGCGGGAUUGCUGUUGGGCCGCCUUUCAGCGGAGCAGCGUGCCCGCGGUGCCACAGAAGUUGGAGGUGUGGGUGCACCAACUGAGUGGAGACCUGCUAUGUCAACUGCAGGUGGAGGAUGAGUGCACCGUGGAGCUCUUGAAGCAUCACAUCCAAUCUCUGACGGACAUCCCGCAGACCAGGCAGCACCUCAUGAACGGCGCCGCAAACGGUGCGCCGCUGGCGGAAGGCGCCAAGGUCAAGGAGAACGCGAAGGAUGGACGGGUCGAGCUGCAGAUCAUCCAGUCCUUCAAAGCGGGGAUGGCGGAUGUACCGCGCCCCAGAGAUGGGAUGGUCUUGCGGAAGGCGAUCUGUGAGAAGGACGUGGACCUCACCCUGGGCCUCUUAAACUUGGACGAACUGCCAGGCCUGAACGAGAAGGACCACAGUGACUGGACCGUGCUGCACCAUGCGGCAUGGUGUGGACUCAAAGAGGUGUGUCAGCGCAUCCUGGAACGCAAGGACUUCACUGAAGCCAAUGCGCACGAUAUCUCCGGCCUCACGGCGGCUUGA